UGAACAAAGUCCCGGUUAAUUCAGAAGAGACUGUCUCUUGAUUAAAUCUACAGCGUGAACUUAACACACGACGGAAUGCAAGAGCAUUUUCAUUUUGGAUUUACUCGAACCGCAGCCAAUUAUUCCAUGACUCAUUCCGGCGAUUCUGUCAUCUCAGAAAUAAGAUGCUCUUCGCCUCAUAUAAAUAAACCCCACCGAUGCUCGAGCUGCACCGACAACCGACUCUCACAAACGAGGUCAUUUCCGGAGGACACCGACUGAGGCUAUACGUUUAUUCAGAUUACAAGGGAGUUUGCCUCAAUGAAGCUGCACGUGCUGCUCGCUGCUGUGUGUCUCGGUGUCUUCGUCUCGCUUUCUGGAUCGGCUCCGGGACACACGAACACGCAGCUGCCGGUUCUGAUGCGCUUAGGAGAGGAGUACUUCAUCAGGCUGGACAACGCCGACCGGAGAUCGCCGUCACGCUCUGAGGCGCUUCAGCUGCAGCUCACGCAGCUCGGUCGUGUCGGUAACGGGAUCAUGAACAGCCUCGAGGAGCGGGAGCGCCGGUCGGAGGAUCCGCCAAUUUCGCUGGAUCUGACUUUUCACCUGUUGCGCGAGGUGCUGCAGAUGGCGCGAGCCGAACAACUGGCCCAGCGCGCGAGCAACAACCGCAAGAUUAUGGACGAUUUAGGAAAAUAA
This is a messenger RNA of Sinocyclocheilus grahami, 678 nucleotides long. Its product is annotated as corticoliberin-like. Gene Ontology annotation, cellular component: extracellular region. The record is from RefSeq and is a predicted model, not a curated record. Bases 301 to 678 code for a protein of 125 amino acids. NCBI's taxonomy places the organism in Eukaryota, Metazoa, Chordata, Actinopteri, Cypriniformes, Cyprinidae. The transcript is spliced from 2 exons. Gene Ontology annotation, molecular function: hormone activity.